Zootermopsis nevadensis is the source of this 14764-nucleotide messenger RNA. RefSeq lists its product as uncharacterized. The record is from RefSeq and is a predicted model, not a curated record. Gene Ontology annotation, biological process: signal transduction. NCBI's taxonomy places the organism in Eukaryota, Metazoa, Arthropoda, Insecta, Blattodea, Termopsidae. Gene Ontology annotation, molecular function: 3',5'-cyclic-nucleotide phosphodiesterase activity.
UAGCGGACAACGGCGAGCUUAUCGCAGGUCUGACUGACGUGUCACUUUCUGUGCACAUGCACCUAAUCCGCCGAAGUACGUGGGAUAGUUGGGCCAGCCAUUGACUGCAGCAGUUGCCGUUAUCAGCUGCGUGUUCUUACGCUCUCCGUUUUUCAGUGUUAUUAAACAAGCUGUCACGUCUUGUGAAGUGUUGUUCUGCGGAUGGAUGGAUGGAUGAAUAGGUCACUGUGACGUCAUGACGCUUCCUUUGCUUCCACUCGACAUUCCAGUUCCCCCCGCAGUACUUUCUCGCCGUGGCGCUGUGUGUUUCUUAAGGAGGCCUGCGAAAAACAGAAGACAUAUGCAGUAUUGAGUCGUAUGGCCGUCUCGUUCCGAUUGCUCCACUGUGUGGCGCGCACUGUACUGGGGCUUUAUCGAUUAGAAAGCCGGGGAUGGUGCAGCGACCUCUUCUGGUCCAGAACUCAGUCUGCAGAAUGAUACCGUACACCACGUGUCUGUGCUACAGGAGGCAGUCGGCCAACCGGUGGGUCAUCGUCCACCCAACAGGACAGGACCACAACAUCAAGAGGCGAGGGGCAAUUUCUGUGGACAGAACCGACCAACAUGCUAUCUUCAUUCAGAUGGUUGGACCUAUUGUUUCCUCUAGCAGAUCACGGCAUCUCUCCGAUUCUGACUGGCUGUUAUUGGAGACACUGGAUACAAGAUGUCAGCGGCCACUACACACUGGCAGAUUUUUAACCAUGCAUAAACGGCGUCGAAAGAGGUUAACCACACGUUCACUAACACAGGAACCAGCCCUUCUGGAUGACAUUCACCAUGGCCAAGUCCAGUGUGUACUGGAUCGUGUGUGGCACUGGCCAUUCAACGCCUUCACUUUAGAUACAGUAACAGGAGGGCGGUCACUGCCGGUAUUGUGUGUUCAUUUAUUUCACUGGUAUGGACUGAUUGACCAUUUUAAUUUGGAUGUUGUUCGUGUAUGGAAAUUGUUCACCCUUGUAGAGGCAGGCUACCACAGUACAAACCCGUACCACAAUUCAAUCCAUGCUACAGAUGUGACGCAAGCAAUGCACUGCUUUCUGCAAGAAGAGAAGAUAAAGAUGCACUUAACUCCUCUUGAGAUAAUGUCAUCAUUAAUUGCUGCUGUAACACACGACCUAGACCACCCAGGUGUCAAUCAACCAUUCCUCAUAGCCACUUCAAACCAUUUAGCAGCAUUAUAUGAGAACACCUCAGUGCUUGAAAAUCAUCACUGGCGUUCUGCUAUUGGGUGUCUGUUAGAAAGCAGUGUGGCUGAGCAGCUGGGGACAUGCAGGCUUGAGUUGGAACAACAGAUUAGCUCUCUCAUCCUUGCGACAGACAUCACCCGCCAACAAGAGUUCCUUUCACGAUUCAAACGUUACUUAGAUCAGAAUCUGUUAGACAUGCAUCGUUUUGAGGACCGCCACUUCAUCUUGCAAAUAGCUCUCAAGUGUGCUGACAUCUCUAACCCUUGUCGUCCGUGGGAUGUGAGUCGUAAGUGGAGUCAGAAAGUGUGUGAGGAGUUCUUUCGUCAAGGGGACUAUGAACGCCAACUGAACCUUCCCGUUACAUCUCUUUGUGAUCGACAGAGUACUUCUGUACCUAAAAUUCAGGCAGGUUUCUUUCGAUUUGUGGUAUCACCAUUGUUUGAAGAGUGGCACAGAUUCCUUAAGACAGACUUAUCCACACUGAUGAUGGGGCACUUGAGAGGCAAUCAGAGCCGAUGGGAGGCACUGGUACAACAGGAACUGGCAGAAGAGACACGGACUGAGAUCUCAGACGCUGAAGUAUUAGAUGAGGAAAUUGGUGGCAACUCAGAAGAGGAGGCAGUGACAGAGACUGAUGAUAUCACAGCCAGUGUGGAGUUGCUUCUACCAGACUCACCUAGUCCUAGACGUCCAUCACUUCCUUGUCAUAAUAAUGAAAUGGAUUCUAUGAAGCGAGUGGGCAGAAGACAUUCUGUUCCACUGAGUGUGCCUUGCCCUCCACCUAUUACAAGAACCAUAAUCAGACGGGAGAGCUUGCCAGUAGCAGAACAUCGUGCACAGAGGCGUUACCCAUCAGGGCCGAUUCUACAACUGGAAGAGGAAGCAGAAACGCAGCUUGGACAGAGUUCACUAUCAUUGCUGUCGACUUGCAGUAGUGGGCCUCAUCAUUCAUCUGGUGGUGCCAGUGGACAAGACAAUAGGCCAGUAAGUGCUGAGAACUUAUUGCCAGAGCCUAGCAUCACAUCCAUCACAACGAGCACAGAGGCAAGCCGUCUGUCCUCUGUAUUACAUGGGGGAGGAAAUGGUACUGCUGCUUCUCUGGCACCAUCGCGCUUCUUGAUUCGUCAGCAGACAUUUCCACCUCUGCAGCCAUAUGUAAGGAUUCGAUACAUGUCAACAACAGCUGAGAUGUCAACUUGCUCUGAGGUACUUGCUGAAGGAGCAAGUUACUCAAACUCCUCCAGUUCUUCCACAUCUGAUCAUGCCAGUGCUGCCACUUUAUCUUGCCAAGUGUCAGAUCAAGCUGAGGUUCCCUCAAACUUAACUUGCAGCAAGAAUGGUUGUGCAACACCAAAUGGGAAGAUUCGGACGCUUAGGGACAAUGGCAGAAUCUGUGCAGUGGAACAGAAAUGUGUAAAUGAAAAAGUUGUGACUGUGAGAAGUAAGCGGGAACAAACAGAUGCAGCAUCUGAGAAAUCAUCAAAGAUGGCCAAAAUCUCUGACAGUUGGACUCCUCAGAAUAGUGGUCACAGGUGGGAGAAGGAGAAUGUUGACCCUCAGUAUAUUGGGAGUGAUGCUGAUCUAGGUGCAAACUCCAGCAGGGGAGGAAGUCUGCAUAAAAAUACCCCUCAGGGAUUAGCACAGCGUCGUGGCUCUGCACCUGUGGGGUUGCUCAACCGCUCAGAUGAUUGCAUUGUACCAGUUUCUCUAGCACUCAGGGGUGGAGGAGAUAGAUUCCUGCGUCGCGGAUCUGUACCCAUCGAUGUGACAAGACAAAGUAUUCUGAGACCACUUGGCUUAAAAGAGAAUACAGCCUCUCUGCCCCGUCACUGCAUGCCACGGCGAUCUUCGCUUCCAUAUGACACCACAACCCUCACCAGUCUGCUUGACCCCCUUACUGUCCCCACAGGAGACAAGGCGGGGGGAAGUGAUGGCAUUAUCAAGGAUGUGCACUACAGGAGGCUGGACCCCUUGAGUAACAUCUUUACAAGGCCUCUAGAAGAAGCUUUGCCCCAUGUCACUAACCAGCAGUACUUGGUGAACGUCAGGCAGGACUCUGUCCCAGUGGAUCUCAACCCUGAGCUCAGGAUCAGCAAUGGUUUGGGAAGGAAUGGGAACAACAGCAAAUCGAGGACUCGUAAGAAAGUUCUGCGCAGGCGCAGUUCUGGUGGUCCUGAGAUGUUUGCUAGUUCUGGAUCUGAGCUUUUUGGAGAUGGAGUGUCAUGGCAGCAUUGGCGACGUGAAUUGCUGGCACGACGGACAAGGGAGCAGGCACUGGCUAAGCGUAGGGGAUCACUGCCAAUAGACAUGCUGGCCACUACUAACUCAGUCAGACCAGCCCGGAGGAUCUACUGUAGUCUGUGGAGACUGUAAUGUUGCCACCUCCCCGUCCAAUCAACAGGGCCACAGCUUGAGAAGCAAAAUGGAUAUCAUAUAGGAACCUGCUUGGUACCAUCAGGUAUCAAAUUGUAGACAUCAAAAAUGCAAUAUUUUUCCUAUCAUUUCAUACAAGACCAUCAUAUUUAAGGAUAUAUUAAAUAAUUCUGAAAAGAUUCCAUCUUGCAAGAUUUUAUAAUGCUCUACAUAUGUUUGUUAACAUUGAACUUUCCAAGUUGAUAUAGUUAUUAUUUUUUGAUGUUCCUAAUUCGGGUUGGAAAUCUGUGGGACGAUUUGGCUUCAUAGUUGUGUUCUAAUAUAAACAGAAGUUCCACGAGGUGUUUAAAAUUGUUGAACUUUUGUACUGUUUGUGUAAAUUAUGUGGCAGUUUGUGUUGUUAACAAUAUGCUCAUUAAGUUGUUGAAUCUUCCAGAAUGUUAACCACCUUCCAUGUUAAAGUCCUUCAGAUGUAAUAAUGCACAUCUGCCAUCAGUGUGCUGGAGACAGCCUAAGUGGACUGUAAAAACAAACAUAUCGAGUUUAUGGAACAAUGACGUGAUACCCAAUUUCUGCCUCUUUCUAAAGACUGAAUACCAAUAGGGUGACCAGAUUUAUAUCCAUCAGUACUGGACAUUAGUUGAACUUUAAAGGGAGCUACAUUGUUUAUGAUGUUACCCAUCAAGUGGGAGAGGUUUCCAGACCACAAGAAGAAAAUUUGGAAACAAUCCGUCAAACACUGCCAUAUCAAAGUUUAAUGCAUGUUAGAAUAUUUAACUGCAGCAUGUUCAAACAGGAAUAUUUUUAUAAUGCAAGUUGAUAACAGGCACACAAUUUGUGUACAAGUAGAAGUUUAAUUACUAAUAUCUGUGUAUGUUUGUUUUGUGUGAGUUUUCAAACAAAUUUUUGAAGAAAAUUUAAUCAUGGACCAUUAUGUUCUUAACACAAAUUUGAUCAAAUAAAAGAUAGUUUGUACAUUAUGUCAAAAUUUUGAGGAGUGAUAUUUGGGUCCUUAGCUGUUCAUCAAAUAUAGUCCAAGCAAUGUCUUUGGGUUUUCUUGGCAGACUGUAGCAAAUCUUGUUUCCAUCCUUAAGUUGUGACACUGUGUUGUUGCAGGCUAGUUUGCCAACCUUUCAGAGAAUCUAGUAGUUUUCAUCUUCAAGAUGAGCUGGCUAAACAGUGGCCUUGCACUGAUAAUCAUAGUUUCAGGCCACAAGGAAAUUGGGAAUUCCACAUUCCAAAAAUUGCUAAUUGAUCCACCACAGCAUGGUGUCUUCACCCAAGAAUGAGAACAAGUUUAUGCCACAGUUUUAUUUUAUGUGAGAUUCAAAGUAUCUGAACAAAACUACAUUUUAGUCAAGUACAUUCUUAAUAUAAUUUUUGCUUUUUCAUUAUAAAACUUGUUUUUAUUACUGGGUAUGUCUGCUACAUUCUUAGUCCUGUGUGUGUGCGCGCGCUUAAGUUUAGAGUAUUGACAGGAAUUUAUCAUCCUAAUGAAAUUGUUAUUAAUUCAUAUCUUAUCUCAUAUUCUGUUAAGCUGUUCCAGCAUUUGCGUUCAUAGUGUCAUUCAGCUGCUGUAACAUGGACAGAUUUCAGCAACAAGAUGCACACUCUCACUGACAUACACUACUCAUUGCAGGUGACCUGUAGGAUCAUACAGACAGUGCAAAUUGUCAAAAAAUAGCAAAAUAUAUACAAUCUGUUGCUGGCCUUAUAAGUUUUAUAGGAAAAGAAAACUAUCCAUUGUUGGUUGAAUACAGUGAACUGUCACAUCAUUAGAAAUUUCAAGAAAAACCAAAUUUUAUGUAAGUGAUUUUAAUUGCUGUUUCAAAGUUGUCAUUCAUUUAUUGCAUGUAAGUCUAUUGCUGCAAAACUAAGUAGAUCCCUUAUUAUCUUUAUACUUCAUUACAUAUUCAUCAUGACACAAUCUGUACAUAAUAAUCACACUUUGUUUGACGAUCACAGUGAUACCUGAGAUUUGAAGUUCUCGCUGCUGUUGUCAGUCUUGGUGUUUUGGGUUUUAAAACCAUGUGGACCUGUAUGUAGAUUUUGGAGAAAUAUUUUGUCUCCAUCUUCAGGGCUGAAGAUGGAGACAUUACGUUUUUUCUAAAAUAUUGGCUUCUGGCUUCAAGUUCACACAGUGUUGCAUCCCAGAAUACCAUCAUUGACACGAUAUCAGCUCACUGUAAUAUUAUAAUUUUAAUGUAUAUAUGACCCUUUCAAUGUUAUGGACACAGUAGUUCGCUACCCAGAAAUGUACGAAUUGCAUCUAAUAUACAAACUGCUGUAACAUUUAAGAUUUUGUUGCAAGAAAUUCUGCAGCAAGAAAGCAAGAUAAGAAAUCCAUGCAACAGAAUUUUUAAAGUUAAAAAGACGCAUGCAGAGAUGAAAUAUUACAUUGUUGUAACACACAGCUGAAUCACAUAUUUUUUUCUUUACCAAGGAUUAAAGAGUCAACUUUUUAUUUCGUGUAAACAAAUCAUAUUUGUAUUCAAAUUUCAUUGUUAUGACUGUGAUCAGCUGUCAGUAGUAGUAGUUUCCUGCUCUGUCAUACCAUAUUACUGACCCAGAACCUUUUUGAACUUGAGUUUAAAAUAAUUUUAUGCUAAAGUUAAUAAUUUACUUAAACCAAAAUCAAAGAAAUUAAACCAAUUAGGAUAAGGUUGUGGUCUUCUGGGUUGUUACACCAUGUAGUCUUGUAGCUACACCAAUGUUUUGAAGGAGUAUGCUUUCUCCAUUUCCACUGUCAGUGAAUAGGGUUAGGAUGUGGAUGGUUUAUAUAGAGGAAAGUAGGAAGAUCAGUCCAGAGAGAAUAGGAAGACCUGCCAUUGAGAACAAUGUAAGAAGUGAGGGAGAUGGAGCCCAGUCAGGGGCAACAGGAACAAAGGAACUUCAAAUUACAAAAACAAAUUAUAGUGAACAGUGGAGCUCUCAACCAUGUAUAUUAUGAUUUCUUUGGCUUCAGUAGACAACCCUAUUCAAGACAACCCAGUACUUUUCUUAUAUUUGUUUAUAUAUUUAGAAAAUCACCACUGUUAACAAAAAUUGUUUUCUAGAAUGUGCUGCAGUUUUCAUGCUAGUUCAUCUUGUAGAGCCAUUUUUGCAUGUAGCAAAGUAAUUUAAUUUGAGUUUGGUAGAAGAGAAUAUAUCUUGUCAAAUAAAUUGUUAAAACAGUACACAAUAUUCUUGGAUGUCUGGUCAUCCUAAAUAUUUGUGAAAUUUGUGUAAUCAAAAUCUUGUUGUGUAUGUAUAGCAAUAGAUACUAGUUACCAGUAAGACAGAAGAACUAUAAGUGUCAUUGAAACAAACCAGUGUUAACAUUUGAAUGUCAAUAUGAAGUUUGCACAUUGUGAUGUUUCUUUUCUGAAUAUGUUUCUGUCACAUACUUGUAAAUUGAGAAAAAAGAAAACUUUAACAAAUUUAUUAAAUUAACAUGAGUGGUAUAAAAACUCAUUGCAUAUUUAAUUAAUACAGUGUGGGAUCUUAAUUUUCACAAAAAGGUUUGUAAAAUAUAUUUAUAAUGAUCAGACCUGUACAAUGAAGUAAUACAAAAUUUUCCAAACAUUAGAACUAUCAGAUAUUCAGGGGAAAGUAUAUAAAACAAAACUGUGUUUUACUUUUAUGUUUUUGUAUUAAUGAUUGAUCUGUAUCUAUGAGUAAAUAUUAAUUUCAGGUUGCAUAUAUCCUGCUUGAGAGGCAGUUUCUGCAAAAAUAACAUUCAGUUCAUCCUUACAAAGCAGUUGCAUAAAAAUGCCACUUCACUAUGAGGCAUCAUACAUGUGACUACUGUAUUUAUACAAGGCAUUUCUGCAUACUAAGGAAUUUCACACUUAAUCAUUUCACGAUCUUUAAAAUAUUAGUAGAAAAGGCACAUUGAAAUUCAGCAGGGGAUAAUAUCUUCAUUCCUUAACCCCAAUCUUUAUUUUCUUUAUUCUUUUCAUACUUCAUCUUCUUCCCUCCUUUCUUCUAUAUCCUCUCCCAUUACUUGCAAUGUAAAAUAACUGCCUAAUGGUAGCAACUUUUUUAAAGUGGAACAUUCUGCCAUCCAGCUUCAUUACUGAGAAAAUUUAGGCCUCUGUGAGUUAAACCAAAUGUAAACAUGCAUAAAAGCAAGCAAAUAUCAAACUGGGCUUUAUAUAAUUCAGGCAUUUAUUUUACACCAUAUGUUCUUAAAGUUUGAUCCCUUUAUAGUAAAGGUUAUGUGCAAAAAUAUUUCAUAUGUCACAGUCAGUAGAAACUGUAUUUUCGUCUUUUAAUCUACCACAAUAUUUUUACGAAUAAAAUGCGCUCCAUUUUAUAUUCAUGACAAAUAAUAAAAAUAUCAUCUCAGAAGGGUUAAAUGAUUAAACUCAUGUGUCACAAUCAUUUACUAAAAUUACUCAUUGAAAAUUAGCUUUCUUUCCUUCAUUGCCUCUACACUACCAUUAGUUUUGUGACUAAUGAUCUUACAAGCAUAACUUCCAUGUUUCCUGAAAGUUAACUGCUUGUAAUAGAUCUGGUCUGACUGACCUCUCACAGGGUAUUUUUAAACCAUGCACCUGACUGGUUUGUUAAUGGGUUUAUAGUCAACCAAACUGCACUGGAUUUACAUGACUAUUAACACAUAAGACAAUAAGUAAAAUUCAAAACUUAAAAGAACUCUUAAAUUUAAUCUUUUGUUGGUAAUAUUUUCUCUAUAGCAGAUUUAAUAAUUACACUAUUAUUGCUCAGUUACCAGAGAGUCUUUGUGAUGACAAGAUUCAAGUGAUUGUAGGGUUGGGUCUAAAGUAUAAGAGGCUUGUUGCUGCACAUUCUACCCUUUGCAUCUCUUCAUACUUGUGAUUUAAAAUAUACGGAAGCUCAGAAGUGACCAAAAUUACCAGGAAUUGUUGAUCCUUAAUUCUGUUCCUGCCAAGCCUAGUACUGCAGCUCAUACCAGACUCUUUUUAUAUAAAUAUAUUAACACUUACUGAGCAGGCUCAUGUAACAGUGCUCAAAACUUGAAUGAAAUAGGUACCUCAUGCAUAUUUAUUCCAGCUAUCCUGUAUGAGUUUUUUAGUACUUUUAAGUAGCCCACAGACAUCUCCCUUUUUUUCUUUCCAUUUCAUUAAUAUUGAACAACAUUUGUAAGUAACAAAAGAAACUUAUGCAUCUAUACCUAAGGUAUGGUAGAAAAUACUGAAAAUAAAAUAUUCUGUAUAGCAGCAUCAUAUUUUAACAUGUAUGAGUUACAAGUAACAGAAAAUGAGGCUCUAAGCAUUUGUCCGAUUUAAUCAUGACAGGCCUCCUUCAUUGGCUAACUUAGUUUCCUGGCAGUGGAAGGGUUUACCUAUUAUUCAUGCAGUGCGGAUUGUUACAUGGCUCUCAAACUUGUGUUGAAAGGUAUUAAAAAGGGAAUUUCAAAAUAUAUACACACAGAAAUGUUAAUGAAGACAAGAAUUUCACUUUCUCUAAAAAUUUCUUAUAUAUCUAACUUCAGAUGUUAUAUAUCAUCUGAUAAUUUUAUGUUUUGUAAAGGCACACAAUGCAGGAAUUUUAAAUUUCAGUCUGUGCAUAUCCUAUUGUAGCAGUAGCUAGUGAAGAUUUUUCAAUAAGCUGUUUUUAAAGAUGCAGAGAGUGCUCUUUUUGCCAUUUUGUUAUUAGGCAUGAUUAUGUCUAAAAAUAAUUAUAAAUUUUGUGCUCAGGAUCUGAAGUAUGGACUGAAUUAGAGCUGCACUGAGUGGCUUAAAACACUAGUUGGGUACUAUGAUAAAAUGUUACCCAUUCACUGGUCAAAUGAAGUUUUAUGCACUGUGACCUUGUAAGAAGCUACAGAGUUGUAAUGAUAACUUACGUAUUUUUAAAAACACUUUUAUUCCUAAUAUCUCAAAAUUGUAAAUAAUGAAUAAAUUAUACUUGUGUAAGAUUAAAAAUGAUUUUUAUUGUUUCAUGCAUGGUGUAUUCUGGUUCUCAGAUAUUUCUGACUCUUACUAAUGGUUUCUACUACUGCUCCUUUCUUUCUUUCUUUCUUUCUUUCUUUCUUUCUUUCUCUCCAUCUUGCAUUCUGUGAAACUUCAGUGCGUUGCCAUUAUACAUAAAUUGUAAAGAUAAUGUAAACUGAUAUUUUGUGUUUGGGCAUUCAGUACUAAUUCUUAUAUGUAAUUUCACAUUUGUAACAGUGAAUUUCAGUUAUACUUUAUUUUCUCUUGGUUUACCCCUUUUGAUGUUGGGCUAAGUAUAUGUGUGUGUGGCAUAGAACUUAUUCAAUGUCUAUACUACAGUAUGCAUGUGCCAUCUACCAUUUUUUAUCAUAACAAGGAAACCUUGCUGUUUGGUUUAUGGCUUCUCUUUUCUUUUCUUUUCUUUUUUAACUCUUUACAAAUAUCUGUUGUGAACAGACAGCACAGACAGUUACUCUGUUAAAUUAUAACAUUUAAAGGGUUAAUACAGGGUCUUUUUAUUUAAUUGCAUUACUAAUUCAAAGAAUUUAAAUACUACACUUUGUUGUACAAUAGAGUGUGUAUGGAUGAUAGAAAAUAAUUUAGACUUAUUUUCCCUCAAAGGUCAUCGGUUAUCUAGCCUCUCAGAUUACUGAGAUCUCUGGUUAAUAAAUGUUGAAGUAUGCAAGAUGUUCUGUUGAAUUAAUGUUUUUAUUUCUGUCUUUAUAAUCAUUUGCCUUGGCUUGGAUAUAUUACUAUGUUGUAAAUUUUUUAUGUGAUGUUUAUUCAAGGAUAACUGAUAAUUUAUUUAACCAUCCAACUUGUGGAGUUACAUAGAAAUAUUGAAUAAUUGUUUCUCCACACAAACCAUUUGGUUUGUUGGGAAGUGUGUGGUAUCUUAGACAUGGGUCUGGAAAUGUUUCUCAUUGUACUGUAAUUUAUUUAUAUCCUAUUAAAUGAGACAUUUAUUUGCAUGAAUAUACAGAUACUAUCAUCAAGGAAUCUGCCUUGUCAGUUGUAGUACUGUAUGUAAAUGGAAUGAUUGAGAAAAGGGAGCAAGGAUAUCAGUAUCAUCGUAAUUUUAUUUUAUUUAUAGAAUGGGUACCAAUUAUUUUGGUAUUCUGCAUUGCUGAAUCAUAUUUAAUGCACAAGUUGUUUGAGAGCUGACUAUUUUCAAGCAGCUGUUUGUGAUUGUACCAAGAGAUUUCUUAUAUUUAUGCUGAAGAUGAGGUUAUAAUGGACUGGACAUGUAGAUGAAUGAGGGAAUAAGUACUAUAUAUAUGGCGUCUUGACAGGGAAUCAUCUUGGAAAAAUUGCCACUUGGAAUAGUAAGACAGGGAUGGGACAACAGCAUUAAGUUGGAUCUGAAGGAGAUAGAUUGUGGGGGAGCACCAAACAUCACACAGUUAAUAGACAGACCUGCUUCAUAUUUAAAGAGGUGUUGGGUUUAAGUAUCAAUCUAGAAAUUACAUAUUCUGACAGGAUUUUUCUUGUUUUCCUCAGAAGCCAUUCUAUUAAUGCUUCUUUUCACAUUAUUUCUAGUUCAUUAUUCACAAAUAUCUUACCAUUCAACACACGCAGUUGGGAAAGUGUCAUUAAGUAAUUCAAUAAUCUGUCAGUCAUAGUGUGAAGAUGAAUAUUACUGGUUCAAGAUCUCGUUUAUUGGAUAGCUUCAAUAUUGGUAAAGUUCUACCUUCAGGUUAGUUGCUGCAUGAUGAGUUAGCAUUUAAUGCCCAUACGAGAUAACAUGCAUUGAAUAUGUGAUUCUGACAAUGCUACAUGCCUAAGCACCCUUCAUGUUCAUUUGUUCAGAUGCAAAUCCUCUGUUGAUAGAUAAAAUACUGUGCAGAGUCAUAAUUUUUUCUUGUAUUUAAGUUCAUAUCAUAUUGAAAAAUGUAAGAGAUCUUUAUUUUGUCUUAUACUAAUCUUUUUGUGUGAUAACCUUUCUUUAAUUUAUAAGGUUUGAUGUGAUUUUUAUCACAGAUUGAUAUGGACAAAAUUAAACUCACUGAACUGCUUUUAAUAUAAACUGUUGUACCAAAUUUCAUCAAGAUCCGUUGAGUAGUUGUAGAGAUGAAACACAUUAACAAACAUGGCCUAAGCAAUAUGGUAUUCCUUUCAUGCAUAUUGUGAAAGGACUCGUGAACAUAGGUAGUAAUGCACUUGUGGUCAGAAAGUAAGUUUAUGUAGCAUGCAGUUUGUAAGACAUAGUAUCCACAGUGAUGCUGGAAGAAUAAGUGAAAUUCUUUAAUCAUGGCUAGUAACACUGCUUCCUGUUGUGCCAAGUACUGACCAUUGGUUAAAAGGACAAUUUCAGUAUGUCUUAUUGAUUGGCAUAGUGGCCCAAUGAAGAAAUAGUGUAGUUACUUGUUUUUUAAUCACAAGAAAUAUAUAAGUGGCAAAAUGGAAUAAGAAUAUGCACAUUGAGUAUUAUAGCAUUACAAGAUAGUUCAUGACUAGUUACUUGUUUCUUCAACAGUAUACUGUUGACAUACUGUUACAUGUGAUUAAACAUGACUUUAUUACCAUACCCAGUUACAGAACAUUGAAGCAUGACAUGGAAACAGCCUACCUCUUCUCAGUUAAAAUAAUUUAAGAUUGAGAACUCUGCCAGAAAAGAGACAUCUCCAGUGUUUGGGUGAAAAGAUGUUCUGCUUGUAGAUUGUCUGGAAGAAGCACAAUAAUCAGUAUCACUCUUACUGUGAAACUUUGACACACUUGUGUAAAGCCAUUAAAGACACUGAGGACAUCUUAGUAAGGGCAUUUUGCAGCAGUUCAAGUAGAAAUCUUAGCACUUACAGCCCUGAUCUGUCACCUAGAGGUUAUCAUCUAUUUCAGGAGCUAAUACAUGGAAUAUCACUGUGAUAUUUGGAAGAACUCAACAAUGAUCUCAGAUGUAACAAGGAUUUGUAAAAAUAAUUUGUAUGUUGUGCAGUGAUUUUAUAUUAAGAGUUAACAAUUCAUUGAAUUAAGUAAUAUAUGCCAUGUAAACUUACUUAUGACUACUCAUACCACGAUUUCAUUACAAGCUAGAUCUACAGAAUUUGACAGAAUUGUUAUAUAUUUUUUUAAUAUAAUUUCUGGAAAUUUAAAUUUUGCGGGGUACAACAUUUGUCUUUAAUGAAAAGAUUUAUAUGCCAGUUCCUUUGUUUAUUUAUUAGUAUAUGAGCCCCCAGCUGUCGAUCAUUUAUUUACUCAAAUACUCUGUGUAUAUUUUCGUAUAUAUUUUAUUCAUACUUAUGUAAGUGUAAGAAACUUUUAUAAAGCAUUCCUACAAAGCUGUGUCAGAAAGUUAUCUGAGCUUUAACUUGAAUUUAUUUAUGAUAUAUGGACUUACAGCCCACCUCUUAUGAAGUAUGUCAUUCUACAACCACACACUUCUGCUUAUGGCAUACCUGUGCUGAAAGCAGGUCAUAGAUCUGUGUUUGACUUGAACUGCUAUUACUUGCAUAUAUGGGUAAGGAAGAUACCAAAGAAGCAAGGUUUGGCAUUAGGAUGAUUGUGGAAGAACUGGGAUUGCUUUUGUAGCAUAGAGAUUGGCGUCUGUCAUGGCAGUGUAAAAGAGUAAGCUGCAUUUAGUCGCAAGAUGUAUCCACACCUGAAUGUUUAUGUCUCCCCUUUCAGGUACAUCUGAAAGACCUACUAAUACAAGAAGAGCCUGUAUUGAAAUUAUUCAGAAUUGUAAUUCCUGAGCCAGUGGUGAAUCCUGAUAUAGAAGUUUGAAUAUAUGGAAUUUAGACUUUAUGAUUGGGAUUGUUGGAAUCAUUCUGUCUCUUCCUUCUCAUCUGUGCAUGCAUAAAAACAGUUUUCGGACCUGCAGUCAAGGAGUGAAUCUAUCUGUUUCCUAGGCUUGACUGAAAGCUAAGAAAUUCUGUGAUGUCUAAGCUGCACAAUACAUACAGCUGAUUCCAAGCAAAACAUUAUGACUUUAAUUGCAUGGAGAAGGCAUUGUUUUGAUGUGCCUCCAGUUUUAGUGGUCUUAUGAUGCACUACUAGCCAGACCAGAAUAUUUGUCACUGAUCUAGGCAGAAUAUAACCAAAUUAAAAAUGUUAUUUAAUAUUUAUUUAAAUGAAGUCUGUAUUUUUGGAAGGAGAACAGUAGAUACAAAGGAAUGUUAGAAACUAGCACAUGUCUAAGAAAUAUAAAAGUAGGAAAUAUAUUUGCAUGGGCACUGCAAAGCAUUCUGAGUAAAUAUUUUCAUAAAAAGGAAUGUGUAUUACUGGGAGCAGGUUACAAUGCAUAAGAAAAAGGACUUAAGUCCAAGGACUAUCUUAUGUUUGUUUACGGUAUCCAUUGUUCAUAUUUAGUAUUGUUUAUUUAUCAUAGCCUAAGAACAAUGGUUUUUAUGGAUCAGACAUCAAUACAGAUCUUAAAAUAAUAAUUUUAAAUGCUGCCAAAUCAUCCACACACUUUCCAUAUAAUAACAUAAAUCUAUUCUUAAUAUUAAUACACCUCUUAAUUUAUGUUUCAUUCAUAAGCUAAGGUUUCAAACAGAGAAAUUGUAAAUCAUUAUUUUUAAACACAGCUUUAUGAAGAUCUUAAUUAUUUCUUGAAGUGACACAUGUAUUAUAGAUGUGGUCAGCUUUUCUGGUUAGUCAUUGUUAUUAUUAUUAUUAUUAUUAUUAUUAUUAUUUAUUUUUAUUUUUAUUUAGUGUUAACAUUUUCCAAGCCAUAUGAAUAGUCACGUGAUGAGCAAAAUAAUAGAAUUUGGAAUAUGUAACAUGCAUAAUGCUGUAAAAAAUCACAUACAAGAUGUGAUUCAAAUUGGGCACAUUUUUUAUGUUAGAGAAAUAUUUUAUGGCUAGAUAAUUAAAUAUUAUCACAAAUCCAAAAUUUAUAUAUGACCUUUUUACAUUUAAAAUAUUUUUGGUGGUUAUUUUGAAUGGAAAAGAAUGUAUUCAAUGUAUCAUCCAGCUGUAUACGCUUACUUUUUCAGUAAUAAUGGUAACAAUAAGAAAUGAAAUAUCUUAAUAAUGAAGUCAAUAUAAAUAAAUAAACAUAUAUAUAUAUGCACAUACAUACUCAAAUAAUGUUGAAUGUUUUUUAUUCCUCAUCUUCAUCUAUUUAAACAUUCCAAUGUCACAUUGCUAUGGUAUUUUUUUUAAGUUGUGAGAGUGUGCUCUUGUUCUUUGUAUUCAAGCAAUCUUGUAUUUAUCUUCUGACAUGUUGUAAAGUGGUUCUUGUAUCACUUGUAGCUGUCAGUAUGAAGUGGUGUUUGUUAUCCAUUUGUGCAGAUGAUGAGAAUAAAUGAGCAGUGUUCUAUUUAA